GAUACCUGCCUGCGAAGCCCCACGACCUCUGCGAGCACCGCCGAGAGCACGCCGCCGACUGAACGUCGCAUCAAGCGUGUUGCCUACGCACACAGCAGAAGCGCUGCCUGAUGCGAUCGACGCCCAUGCUCCGCACUUAUCAACUUCCUUCGCGGCAUGCGUUAGCCCCCACAACCCCGCCGCAGCGGCCGCUCAUCGUUCUCUCUGAUUCCUUCUUCCACCGUGUAACACCUCACAAUGUCCUGUACACUGCAGUACACACCUAUUGGAGAUAUACCCAGAAUCCGAAAUGAGCUAGGAGCCGUUUUCAACUCGGGAAGGACAAGGUCUAUUGCGUACCGCAAGCAGCAGCUCCUGCAGUUAUGCUACCUCAUUGAGGAUAACCAGGAGCGGAUACGGCAGGCUAUCUCCUCGGACCUUGGAAGGCCGCGAAAUGAGACAGAUUUCCUCGAGUUGAGCGGGACUCUACUCGAGGUCAAGGACGCCUACGACAAUGUCGAGAAAUGGUCUGCGCCACAAAAGUCACCGUUCUCUCUCCUAUGGUUCUCGUUGUCUCCGGUAACAAGGAAGGAGCCAAAGGGCGUGGUGCUCAUCAUAAGCCCUUUCAACUACCCUUACUUUCUUACAUUGACCCCUUUGUCGGCUGCGAUAGCAGCUGGGAACACAGUGAUGCUCAAGCCCUCGGAGUUAACUCCUGCAUCAGCCGCCUUGCUCGCUGAGCUUAUCCCGAAGUACUUGGACCCCGAGCUGGUCCAGGUUGUCAAUGGCGGCGUGCCUGAAACUACAAAGAUUCUGGAACUCCGUUUCAACCACAGCAAUGGGCGUGUCGCGAAAAUCAUCUGUACGGCCGCAGCGCAGCACCUGACGCCAGUCACGCUUGAAGUAUCUUGGAGGUCUGUUUUUUUACGGUUUCGUGAUCUAAAUUGCGACGUCGACUUUGAUCCAGGAAAGAGCCCGUGUGUGAUAGACCCCAAGUGUAAUGCCAAAAUUGCGGCCAAGCGCAUCAUGUGGGGCAAGCUUGUUAACUGUGGACAGGUGUGCCUGUCUCCCGAUUAUGUCUUGGUGCCGGAGUCGUUCCAAGACGAAUUCGUCGAGGCUCUCCAAAACGCGUACCACGAGCUGCAUCCUACUGACCCGAAGACGUCGGGCAUGCUAGGCCGCAUCGUCAACGAACGCCACGUCGAACGUCUCAAAGGCCUCCUAGACAACACCAACGGCACCAUCGUCUUUGGUGGGGAAGUCGACAAAGAGGCCAGAUACGUCGCACCGAGUCUCAUCAGAGACGUGAAGCGCGAUGAUUCGCUCAUGAGCGAGGAGAUAUUCGGCCCGCUGCUCCCCGUCGUGCCUGUCAAGGACGUCGAUGAGGCAAUCGCCGUCAUAAAUAGCAUGGACGAAGCACUGAAUAUCUAUGUCUUCACGAGCGAGAAGAAGUUCAAGAGCAAAGUCAUGGAUAACACCCGGAGUGGAACGGUAUCCGCAAACGACACCAUUUUGCACGUCAUGGCUAACGAUGCACCCUUCGGAGGAUUCGGUGCUAGUGGUUACGGCUACUCGACUGGGAAAGCGGCGUUUGACGAAUUCACGCACUUCAGGUGCACUGUCGAUAACCCCAACUGGUACGACCUGGUCGAGUAUACUGCCAUGUCGGCACGGUACACGCCCUACAAUUCUGCUUCGUUGCAGCGCUUAGUAAAGUUCUUACACCCGCGCCUUCCGCCGCGGAACGGAGGAACGUCAGCCAUGACCAAGCUCUGGUACGUGCUCGGGGUGGCCGUCGCCGGAGCGGCAUGUACGUCACUGGCUGUCCUGUUCCUCUAG
Molecule: messenger RNA, 1818 nt
Organism: Fomitopsis serialis
Lineage: Eukaryota; Fungi; Basidiomycota; Agaricomycetes; Polyporales; Fomitopsidaceae
Product: NAD-dependent aldehyde dehydrogenase
Exons: 16
Coding region: 238-1818 (526 amino acids)
Biological process (GO): aldehyde metabolic process
Cellular component (GO): cytoplasm
Molecular function (GO): aldehyde dehydrogenase (NAD+) activity
Source: RefSeq, a predicted model, not a curated record